Messenger RNA from Fibroporia radiculosa, 708 nucleotides. RefSeq lists its product as uncharacterized. The record is from RefSeq and is a predicted model, not a curated record. Gene Ontology annotation, biological process: DNA damage response; peptidyl-glutamate ADP-deribosylation; purine nucleoside metabolic process. Gene Ontology annotation, molecular function: ADP-ribosylglutamate-[protein] hydrolase activity. Lineage: Eukaryota; Fungi; Basidiomycota; Agaricomycetes; Polyporales; Fibroporiaceae. Gene Ontology annotation, cellular component: nucleoplasm. The transcript has 9 exons. Bases 1 to 708 code for a protein of 235 amino acids.
AUGCCUGUCGGUCCCUCGAGUAUCCCUACUCUCCGCGCGUUGUUCAGAACAUCCGUGCUCAAAGCCGUGGACCAAUCACAACUUCGUUUUCAGGCAAAGGCAUCGCUCCUGGACAGGGUAUCGCUCUUCCAGGGGGAUAUCACGGAAUUAGAGGUCGACGGGAUUGUGAACGCAGCUAACAGGAGCCUACUUGGAGGAGGGGGAGUGGAUGGAGCAAUACAUGCCGCUGCGGGUCCCGAACUCUUAGAAGAAUGUCGCACAUUAGACGGCUGCGAUACUGGGGAUGCUAAGAUGACCAAGGCUUAUAACCUUCCUUCGCAACACAUCAUCCAUGCCGUUGGUCCGGUGUAUUCGCGAAAUCAUGUUGAGACCAAGGCUUCGCAAUUGGAGUCUUGCUACAAGAGAAGCCUGCAAAUCGCGGCGGAUAAUUCGCUAAGACACAUUGCUUUCCCUUCAAUUUCAACUGGAAUAUAUGGCUAUCCGAUCGAAGACGCGACUCAUAUUGCGCUAAGCACCACCAGAGCCUUCCUUGAUUCGCCUGAUGGGAACAAUAUCGAACAAGUUAUAUUCGUUGUGUGGAGUGACAAGGACAAAAUGGUCUACGAGCGAUUGAUUCCUUCCUAUUUCCCCUCUCCAUCGGAGACUGAAGAUGCAGGUGAUGCACGGGUUAUUGACACCAUUGCCCAGUCAGAUGCUCAGGUUCUAUAA